CCCAGCCUUGCACACAUGGAACUUCGUAUUGCGUUGCGUGACCAUUUUACUUCCUAAAAUAAAAAAUACCAACAAAUAAGCCGUUGCUACCUACGUCUUGACUACCUAGGUGAUGUAUUGCCUUUGUAAGGCAAAUACACUCAGGCAAUUCAUACGCAAUGUUGCCCAUAUAGAAGUGGAACCGGCUUUUCGCCAUGCCUUUCCAAGAUCGCCAUUCGAGAAGUCGAGACGGGGAUUGAGCACUUUCAACGCUCUGCGCAUGCAACAGACCUCACGUCACUUGCAAAAGUCGACAGACGGGGAAGGUGAAUCCUCUGCAUAUACGGCUACACCCACUUCCGAGAGCGACAAGGCCACGCCUUCGCAAGAGGGCAGCCAUGCUCCAGCGCCAGCUUUUUUCGAAAUUACACCAGAUAUAAUAGACCAAUUGGCAGCAGGGGCCGCAAAAGACGCCCCAAAAAGAGUCGAACAGCCUCUUGAGCCUCUCGAGCGCGAAUACCGGGAGCGGACACCUGAGCGGCGCACAAACAGGAGGGAAACCCCUGACAAAUUUGCGAGGAAACCUUUUAACAGAGCAGCUCCCGUAAACCCAUACCAAGACGACUCUUCCGCCCCUCGAAAGAACUUCCGCUCCAAGUACUCAGAGGACCCGGAAGUCCCCACCCGCUUCCCCAAGAAGACCACCAAAAAAGAAGAAGACGACUGGACCCCCCCCCCGCGCCUCCCCUGGCAAAGCCAAAAAGCCGCCCUCCAAGAAAAAUUCUCCGAAGGCUGGGCCCCCCGCAAGCGCCUCUCCCCCGACGCCCUAGCCGGCAUCCGCGCCAUCAACGCGCAGUUUCCCGAGCAAUAUACCGUUCCCGUGCUCGCGGCGAAAUUCGAGGUCUCGCCUGAGGCUAUUCGAAGGAUCCUGAAGAGCAAUUGGAGGCCCGAUGAGGAGGAGGAGGAGGAUCGGAAGAGGAGGUGGUAUAAGAGGGGGCAGCAGGUGUGGACGAGGUAUGCGGAGUUGGGGCUGAAGCCGCCGAGGAGGUGGAGGGAUGAGGGGAUUGGGAAGAGGGAGAAGGGGUGGAAGAGCAAGGAUAAGGAGGAGAGGGAUAAGGAGAGGGAGACGAUGAGUACGACUUGGAAUCCGAGGUUGACGAGGAAGCCGGAGGGGGAUGGGUUUGUGUGAUUGGAAUAAAGGGGGGGACGUGUAUGGUAUAGGAGGAAUGCAUUUAUCUGGGCGCAAGGGAAAAUUGUUGUAGGAUAUUAUGUAGGAUAUUAUUGUACGAUAUUGUAGGAUAUGGAUAUCAGCGGUCCGCUUGAAACAAAUAUAUAAGAACUCAAGUUUAUAUGGCCGAC
Messenger RNA from Pseudogymnoascus verrucosus, 1338 nucleotides. RefSeq names its product Required for respiratory growth protein 9 mitochondrial (gene RRG9). Gene Ontology annotation, cellular component: nucleus. The transcript has a single exon. The coding region runs from base 113 to 1168 and encodes 351 amino acids. The record is from RefSeq and is a predicted model, not a curated record. Lineage: Eukaryota; Fungi; Ascomycota; Leotiomycetes; Thelebolales; Thelebolaceae.